ACCAGACACAGCGCCUGCCUUCUGCCUUUGCCGUGCCAGAGAAGCUGAAUGUAAAUAAAACGACGGGUUCGGUCAGAGGUUGCGAUGCGGAUGUCAGAUGCCGUGCCACACGCGCGUCUCCCGCAGCACACGAUUCCGAGCUCGUCGCAGAUAAUUGAUUAUGCUUGCGGAGUUGCGGGGUGCGACCGGGAGUCCGAGAACACAGCCGCAGCGAGAGGCCAGCAAGGUGGAUGCUGCGCUGCGACGCGCCCCCUGAAGCUCUAAGCUGAAUCGCGUGGAGUGCGUGCCGAGGCUCCCAGCUGAGUGCACGCGCGUGCGACGGAGAGGGACCGAGCCAGCCGGUGCGAGCACUCUCACAUGGCCUCCAUGCAGGACGGGGUGAACUUCACGGCUCCUCCCUACGGCAAGGUGCUGCUGCUCGGUGCCAUCGCCGCUGCCUCGGCCUUCGUGGUCACUAUCCUCAUUGUCGUGCUGUGUGUGGGCUGCCAGAGGAAGGGGAAGAAUCACAAUGGUUCUGGCGAGGAGAGAAAGCACAGACUCAUGGACAUGAGUAUAUUGCGGCAGUCCAAGCUGCGCUCCAUCAAGUCCUCGAAGAAGAACCGUCCCGCCAGCAUGGACCUCCUACUGCUUCCCAGCCGGCGCUCCAACUCGGAUCUGCGCUCGCAGGGCCGCCAGCUGCCUCAGAUCCCGUCCGGCGAGGACGGUGAGCACACAUAUGCUGAGGUGGGGCGGCGGUCCUCCCCCACCCGCUGUCCCGACGACGCCCUGCGGGGCCGCGCAGGAGAGACGGACACUCCCGCGCCGCCCGCCGUCCCCGCAAACACGCCGGCCCCGCCCGACCCGGACAGCGACGAACUGGAGGGCAGCAUUCCGGAGCCAGAGACCCUCCCCCAGGUGGUGAACCCACCCCCGCAGGCCCAGGAGACGGCAGAGUACGCCUGCAUCAGGAAGGUGCGCAAGGUGGACAAGGCAGCGCAGAAGAAAGACAACGGAACAGAGACAGAGGAGGGGCUCGGGCAGCAGCAGCAGCACAACAGCGGAGAAAUCCGCCAUGCCCCGCCCUCUCAUCCGGCACCGCCCCCGCCACACCCUCAUAGUCAGAAGAUCCCACGCAAGAACAUGGAGGCCUUCAACCUGCCGUCCUUCCCUAAGGAGGCAGUGUUUAUUGGAAAUGGAGAGGAAUACAUAUGGAAGCCUCCAGAAGAUGAUGACCUCAUGUUCCCACACAAGCACAUGGGUCCACUGAGUCCUCAUAUGGGAGACAGCAUGGCGUCAUCUGCAGCUGGGAUCUCAGAUAUGUACUCAAAGGUUUGUAAACCAGGCAAGAAGAAGAGAGGUAUGCCUGGGUCACCCACGGCCCCCAGAGACAUCAGUGGCUUUCGGACCUUGGCCCGCGCCGAACGCGGCGAGCGUGAUGGCGGCUUCAACGUGGUCGUAAAGCCACAAACGUGGGCACCGCCGGAAGGCAAAGGUUCGAGGGUGCCCCCCGGCUCCAUGGAGGACCACUGCUACGAGGCCAUCAGCACGGAGGAGACCGACCUGGCCUACGAGACCAUGGAGGGUGGAGGGGGUUGGAAGCGCGACAGGCCUCCGCCCAACACGAGCGCCACCCUCCGGCCCAAGAAGAAGAAGCCGCAGCAGCCGUUGCAGCAGCCGCCCCAACCGCCGCCUCCACCACCCCCCCAGCACACGCCCAAGCUGCAGCACCUCCCCGCCAAAGCCCUGCUGCUCCCCGGGGAGAACCUGUACGAGAGCAUCCCCGACCUCAAACAGGGCUCCACCACCUCCAGCACGACCACCAUCUUCACCUUUAAUGAUGGAAUGGAAAUGUAUGUCACUGGCCUGUAGGGGGAGCGCCAAAGCCCCAUCAAAGCUCUAUUUCUCGCUCUCUCUCUUUCUCUCUCUUUCUCGCUCUCUC
Messenger RNA from Electrophorus electricus (electric eel), 1918 nucleotides. RefSeq lists its product as uncharacterized. The record is from RefSeq and is a predicted model, not a curated record. Gene Ontology annotation, biological process: negative regulation of T cell activation; T cell receptor signaling pathway; B cell receptor signaling pathway. Gene Ontology annotation, cellular component: membrane raft; plasma membrane. NCBI's taxonomy places the organism in Eukaryota, Metazoa, Chordata, Actinopteri, Gymnotiformes, Gymnotidae.